This is a messenger RNA of Elaeis guineensis (African oil palm), 3326 nucleotides long. RefSeq lists its product as uncharacterized. Lineage: Eukaryota; Viridiplantae; Streptophyta; Magnoliopsida; Arecales; Arecaceae. Gene Ontology annotation, cellular component: snRNA-activating protein complex. Gene Ontology annotation, molecular function: RNA polymerase II cis-regulatory region sequence-specific DNA binding; RNA polymerase III type 3 promoter sequence-specific DNA binding. Gene Ontology annotation, biological process: snRNA transcription by RNA polymerase III; snRNA transcription by RNA polymerase II. The record is from RefSeq and is a predicted model, not a curated record.
GGCCUGCCUGUUCCUCCAUUCUCCGGCCAUCAAAGAACCCCAACGCCGGAAUCCUAACCCUAACUCUAAUUCCCUCUCCUCCUCUCCUCCCAUGGCGUCCUCCUCCUCUUCCACCGGGAGCGACCGCGAUGAGGCCCUCGACGAGGACAUGGAGGCUCUGAGGAGGGCCUGCAUGCUGACCGGCGCCAAGCCGGUCGUCGUCGACGACUCCGACUCCGAUUCUGGCGGGGAGAGCAGCAGCACCGAUGACAUCGAUCUCCUCCACCGCCUCCAGGAGCGAUUCUACGUUCCUUCCUCGGAUGCCGAUUCCCUGCCCUUCAUCAAACCCCUCAGCUCUCGCCCGCCACCCGAUUCUGAUGAGGAGGAUGAUUUCGAAACCCUACGGGCCAUCCAGAAGAGGUUCACCCAGUAUGAGAGCGAUGUUGUUGGAAGGAAUUCUCAGAACUCCAUACAAGAUACUGAGAUGGUUGUUGGUGAUACGACAUCUGAACAAGAAACUCAUAAUACAUUGCCCAAGAAUGGGAAAAGCAUGGUACUGAGUGAAGAGCUUUUUGCUUCUGGAUUCACUGAACAUGCUGAGGAUGGAGCAUGCAAUGUAAAUAUUGGGGGUUUCAUGAAAUCUCAGUUCCCAAAGUCUGCAAAGUUCUUUGUUGAUGCCCUCAAGAAGAACAGGUCAUGCCAGAAGUUUAUUAGGAGGAAGCUGAUAGAAAUUGAAGCAAAGAUUGAAGUAAAUAAGGAGCUGAAAGAACGCCUUCAAUGUCUUAUGGACUUUCAGGUUGCCUGCAAAAGGAAAGCAGGGCGUAUAUUAAGUCAGAAAAAGGAUCCUCGCGUCAGGCUAAUUUCAAUGCGAAAGCCAACGACCAUUAAAGAUUCCAAGGCCAGUUAUAAAAGAGUUUCUGCCUUGUGUCUUGGCCCAGCUGAGAACUCCCAUGUUUCCAAAUAUAAGAUGGUCCUUAAGACUUUCCCAGUCUCACUGAGAAAACAAACAUGGUCAAACAUGGAAAAGGAAAAACUUCCAAAGGGUAUAAAGCAACAAUAUCAAGAGAUGCUUAUUUUGAAUUCGAUGAAUUUUGAGAGUGAUAUAGAUUCAAAUUUAAUGUCUGCACUAUCAAGCAGUGAUCUUUAUAUCACACCAGAAAAAAUAAGGUCUUUCAUACCGUUAGUCAAUUGGGAUCGGUUGGCUUCUAUGUAUCUCACAGGUCGUUCUGGUGCAGAGUGUGAAGCAAGGUGGUUGAACUGUGAAGAUCCAAUGAUUAAUCACAACCCAUGGACCAUACUGGAGGAUAAGAAGCUUUUAUUUAUUGUCCAGGAAAGAGGGGUUUAUAAUUGGAUUGAUAUUUCAAUUGCAUUGGGAUCAAAUAGAACUCCCUUUCAGUGCCUGGCACGUUACCAACGGAGUCUUAAUCCUCAUAUUCUGAACAAGGAUUGGACAGAAGAUGAAGAUGCUAAACUUUGUGCAGCUGUAGAAAGUUUUGGUGAUAAUAACUGGCAGCUCGUGGCUUCUAAUCUAGAAGGCCGUACAGGUGCUCAAUGUUCUAAUAGGUGGAGAAAAUCCCUGAACCCUGAUAGGAGAAAGGUGGGGAGGUGGUCUGUGGAUGAGGACAAGCGUCUGAAAGUAGCAGUCAUGCUUUUUGGCGCCAAAAAUUGGAAUAAGAUAGCUCAGUUUGCCCCUGGUCGGACACAAGUUCAAUGCAGAGAAAGGUGGCUUAAUUGUCUAGAUCCAUCUUUGAAUCUGAAAGCAUGGACUGAAGAAGAAGAUGCCAAGCUAUUGGCAGCAAUAGCUGAACAUGGAUAUUGUUGGUCCAAGGUGGCAACUUGUGUGCCUCCACGUACUGAUAGCCAGUGUAGGAGGAGAUGGAAGGUUUUACUUCCUCAUGAAGUACCAUUACUCCAAGCUGCUAGGAAGAUGAAGAGAACUGUUCUUAUAUCCAAUUUUGUGGAUCGGGAGAGUGAACGGCCAACAAUUGGUCCCAAUGACUUCACGCCACUUGUAAAUUUUUCGGAGGCUGAAAAUAAUGAUAGUACGACACCUGGAAAGAAAAGAUCAAGUGAUAAUCAACCCAAGAAGUCUAGGGUUAAGUCCAGGAGAUCUUUUAAAGAGAAUUCUACAGCAGAUGGUGUGACAAAUUCUUCUACCAAUGCAGUUCCUACUGACUCAGCUCUUGUUUGUGGCAUAAAUUCUGAUACUGCUGGUGGUGGGAGCAGCAAGAGGUCAAGGAAGAAAAAAUCAAGUGAUGAUCAACCUAAGAAGUUGAGGGCUAGAUCAAGAAGAUCUGUUAAAGAAAAUGUAGCAGCAGAUGGGAAGGUAAAUUCUUCUGCUGACAAGGUUCCUUCAGGCGAAUCUCUUGUACAUAUUGUAAGUACUACUACUGCUGAAACUGGGAGAAUUAAGAGGACAAGGAAGAAGACACCGAGUGAUGAUCAACUCAAUAAUUCAAUGGUUAAAUCUAGAGGAUAUUGUAAAGAAGAUAUAAUGGCAGAUGGCAUGGUUAAUUCUUCUACUGAAAGAGCUCCUGCUUGCUUAUCUCUUGUAUGUAGUUCAAGUUCUAGUACUGCUGAAAAUGGGAGCAUUGAAGGAACUGGCAAAAGAACAUCAAGUGAUGGUGCCAUCCAAGAAGUCUAAUGCCAUAAAGAGAUGUCCAGCAGAAAAUAAAGUAACGGAGUGUGGGGAAUUGUCCUGAUGCUGAACAUAUGAGCAACAGUUCACUUGUUUCAAGGUUAGGGUCUCCAGCUGUUGGUAUCAGGCAUGCCAAGUGGGUAAGGUACCAGGCAUUAAGAGGAACUGGGGCUAGCAAUGAAGGGGUGAACUCUAGGUUCAACCACUGUUGUCUCGGUGCCAACAUCAUGUAUUUAAUUGAUCCACUGUUUUAACCCAAAAAGGAAAAAAAAUGAUCCACCUUUGAUGAGAGUUGUCACUGCCCUUUUUCUGGUUGCAUGAAGUGUAGAAACACACAAGCUUUUUGUCUUCACAAACAGGGCCUAGCCGAUGGUUUUGGAUGGUGCAGCCGAGGGUCUUGGAGGGCUCGUGAUAAUGCACUUUCUCAAGGCGAUCCAGCGGCUGUCAGCCUGAUAGUGGAUAUUUGAUGGCGAUUAGGGGGUGCACAUGGAGCUUAGAUAGAUAGGAGAACCAGAGUGUCAAUGCAAAGGAAUACACGGUUGAGGUUUGCAGUUUGUUUUGCAACUGCUGAGAAAAGGUGAAAGCAAAAAGGAAUUUCUGAGAGAGCGCUUUUGAUCUUGAUUGAUAUUGCUAUGCUAACGUGACUUUUGUGUCUGAUUGGUUUGCAAAGGAAAAUGCAAGAAAAGAAAAGGACAAUGAUUGACACAAA